Molecule: messenger RNA, 1582 nt
Organism: Phyllostomus discolor (pale spear-nosed bat)
Lineage: Eukaryota; Metazoa; Chordata; Mammalia; Chiroptera; Phyllostomidae
Product: kininogen-1-like
Exons: 11
Coding region: 155-1423 (422 amino acids)
Biological process (GO): positive regulation of cytosolic calcium ion concentration; negative regulation of blood coagulation; negative regulation of endopeptidase activity
Cellular component (GO): blood microparticle; extracellular region
Molecular function (GO): cysteine-type endopeptidase inhibitor activity
Source: RefSeq, a predicted model, not a curated record
AAAUUGUGGGUGGCAGCAGGGAUCCAAGCAGGCCCCUGAGGUGCUAGGCAGAGAAAGCACAGACACAGGAAACAAGAGGCUGAAGAGAGUCACCAUCAGCAUCCAAAGCAGCUCCCAAUUGUUGGUGAAACUACCAGAGGGAGACUGUUAAAUCAUGAAGUUCAUUGCCAUCCUUCUCCUUUUCUCCAGACUGCUACCAAGUUUAACCAAGGAGGACAACUGGCAAGCAAUCGACUGCAAUGAUGAAGAUGUAUUUAAGGCUGUGGACUUAGCUCUGAAGGAAUAUAACAGUGGAAGCAAAAGUGGCAACCAGUUUGUGCUGUACCACAUAACUGAAGUCAACAAGACGGAUGACGAGCAACCAUUCUAUUCAAUCAAGUACCAGAUCAAGGAGGGAGACUGUCCUGUUCAAAGUGACAAAUCCUGGCAGGAUUGUGACUACAAGGAAGCUGAGCAGGCUGCCACAGGAGAAUGCACUGCAAUUGUGGCUGAAAGAGCAAAUAAUCUCUUCCUGUCUACCCAGACCUGCCAGGUUACUCCAGCCAGGGGCCCUGUAGUGACAUCGCAGUAUGACUGCCUCGGCUGUGUGCACCCCAUCUCAGCUGCCAGCCCGGGCUUGGAACCUGUUCUCAGACAUGGCAUUCAACAUUUUAACAACCACACUGACCAUUCCCACCUGUUUGCCCUGAAAGAAGUAAAACGGGCACACAGACAGGUGGUAGCUGGAUGGAACUAUGAAGUUACUUACUCUAUUGAACAAACUAAUUGUUCCAGGGAGAAUUUUCUAUUCUUAACUCCAGACUGCAAGUUCCUUCUCAAUGCUGAUACUGGUGAAUGUACAGCUCAUGCACACAUGGAUCUUCAGCUAAGAAUUGCUACCUUCUCACAGAACUGCAGUCUUCAUCCAGGGAAGGAUUUUGGACGAUUCUGCGCGGGCUGCCCCAUUGAGAUCCCUGUUGACAGCCCACAACUAAAGGGGGUUCUGAAUCAUUCCAUCACAAAGCUUAAUGCAGAGAAUAAUGGAAUUUUCUUUUUCAAGAUUGACACUGUGAAGAGAGCAACAACACAGGUGGUGGCUGGAAUAAUAUAUUCUAUUGAGUUCCUGGCCAGGGAAACUACAUGUUCCAAGGAGAGUGAUAAAGAGCUGACUGAAGAUUGCAAGAUCAAUCUACUUGGAGAAAUUCUAAACUGCACUGCUAAGGUUUAUGAGAAACUAUGGUUGAAAGAAAUUUACUCUACUAUCAAGUGUCGACCACUACAAAAGACCGUAAUGCUGAGAAGACCUCCAGGUUUUUCACCUUUCCGAUCAGUACAAGUGGAGGAAACAAAGGAAGUAACAACUAAGCGACUAAGUCAUUGCGAGUACAAGGGCCGAACUCGGGAGGCAGGGGCAGAGCCAGCAUCUCAGAGUGAGGUCUCCUGACCAGUGGGCAGAAUCUCCAUGCCUGGCACAAUAGCCCCAGCAAUCAACGUGUCAGCAGCCCUGCGUGGAAGGACAAGAAGGUGGGGGAGAAUGCAGUUGAGAAGAACGCCACUUUACCACUCUGUGUCUUGGUGAAAUAAAGUUUGAUCUUGAUGUUCU